Messenger RNA from Leptinotarsa decemlineata (Colorado potato beetle), 416 nucleotides. It is a transcript of the gene BRWD3, whose product is annotated as bromodomain and WD repeat-containing protein. Gene Ontology annotation, molecular function: protein binding. The record is from RefSeq and is a predicted model, not a curated record. Gene Ontology annotation, cellular component: nucleus. Gene Ontology annotation, biological process: cytoskeleton organization; regulation of cell shape; regulation of transcription by RNA polymerase II. Lineage: Eukaryota; Metazoa; Arthropoda; Insecta; Coleoptera; Chrysomelidae.
CAACAAAUACUUCAGAAAGUGACACAAAGAAGCUGAAGGUUACAAUGGUGUGUUGGAACAAAGCUGAUUCUUGGGUGGUCACGGCAGUUAGUGAUUACACAUUAAAAAUCUGGACCGCAACUAAGGGACAACUGAUAAAGAUUCUUUCUGGACACUCCGAUGAAAUCUAUGUUUUGGAGGCCCACCCUUCUGAUAAUAACAUUAUAUUAUCAGCUGGACAUGAUGGUCAAUUACUCAUCUGGGAUAUUUUGAAAGGUGAAAUAGUAUUUCGAUUCUUGAAUACAAUUGAAGGCCAAGGAUUCGGUGCUCUUUUUGAUGUCAAGUGGAGCCCAAAUGGAUGCAUGAUAGCUGCCUCUGAUUCACAUGGACAUAUCCUCACUUUUGGGUUUGGAAAUGGUAGCCCCUUCUUUGAACAG